Molecule: messenger RNA, 1857 nt
Organism: Lineus longissimus
Lineage: Eukaryota; Metazoa; Nemertea; Pilidiophora; Heteronemertea; Lineidae
Product: interleukin-1 receptor-associated kinase 1-binding protein 1 homolog
Exons: 4
Coding region: 219-986 (255 amino acids)
Biological process (GO): canonical NF-kappaB signal transduction; immune response
Source: RefSeq, a predicted model, not a curated record
AGAUAACGAGUCAAACUGAUUGGACCUUUGAGGAGAUAUUUUACUGAACUUCCAGACCAAUGUCAAUGAAAAAGAAAAUGUGAGAGAAGGUUUCAAUCCUUGGAGAACGCUUUUUUUCGUCUUGAAAGAUUGAUACGUACAUCGUUAUCGUCUCUAAAAUCCAGCGGCUUUUUUCACAAACAAAAAUAUUUUUCAAAGGCGGCACAUUACAACGGAAGAUGUCUUCCUACCGACCCGCCAAAGUUUUCGCUUCUAUCUCCAAUAAACCUCAUAGUAACUCUGCCAAGCAGAGCAAGAAACUAGAGAAUGAGGAGACUAAGCAGGUCACGGAAAAAGUGGUCAGAGAAAAUGAAAUUCAGGUCACCGCGUCGGGUGAUUUGUGUCUUCGUCCAGAUCGUUGUCGGGUGAACAUUGCGAUUUCAAGUUCCAAGGAAAAUGUGCAAGAUGUGAAAAACAGUGUACUGAGACGCCUUGACUAUGUGGUGCAGACUUUACAUAAUCAGCAAGUAAAGGAUGCUGAUAUCACCAUUUCCAAAGUCCUCCGAAAAGAAGAUCGAUAUUGUUACAUGGAUUCUGUUGUGACCGUCGUUUUUGUCGAUGUAAACAAGUGCCAAACUGUGACCAACUUUUUAGCAGAAAAACUGGAUGAAACUGUAAAGAUCUCAUUUCCAGAGUUCUUUCAUAGUGGACCAAAGUUAGAAACACUCAGGAAACAAGCAUGUCUAAAAGCUGUAACUAAUGCCAAGCAGAAAGCCCAAGAUAUUGCCAAGUUACUAGGACACUCGUUAGGACGGGCGAUUAUGGUUCGAGAGGAGGCAGUGGAGGAAUGGGAUGGAGCCCCAGAUGGUACUUCACCUGAUUCAGACGGACCGAUGACCAUUCCUCAGAAAAUGGAUCAGGCAACGGUUAAUGUGUGUGCAAAAGUGUUUGCCUGUUUUGAGAUGAAGUUAAAAGAGAAGAGUAAACAGGCUGCAGUCAAAACUUAAACUCUGCAUUGCUGGUGAGGUCGGGUGAAUAACUCACCAAGUAUAAAGAGUGUUCACUGGCUGGUCCAGUAUGUAUGAAAAUCAAUUGGACAUCUUUGUACAAAGAAACAGAGUUGGUGUUGCAAUGGCAAGAACAGUAGUGUGGAGGUCAGCAGACCAUGUGUGACGUAUGAUUGAGAUCGUGUCUUUAGAAAAAGAAUCGAGCAGAAAACUUCUAUAUUAGAUAGUGUGAAAAUGGUCUGCACAUGUUUAAUAUGUUCAUUCAUCGUCUGACUUUUGAACGAGUAUUUUAUUUGGGUAUAAAUCAUUUACCUGAGAGAGUGGCUGUGCCAUUGGUUUUAGAAGAGAGAUUGGGUGUAACCUCCACAUGAUGUGGUAGCUGUAUAGAUAUAGGGCUUCUAACUUAUUUCACAGUUAGAUAAAUAACUGUUUGUAGUAUUAGCUGAAUGGAAUGUAGGUUUUGGUAUGAGUGCAAUCAAGAAUUAAUAGUCGUUAUUAAUUCUUGGUACAAUGUAGUGGUAGUGUUACAAAUUUUUAUUGCUCAAUAGUUCUGAGCUCUCACAGAGACACUGUUGUUGACAUGUGAGAAAGUUUCAAAUCACAUGCCUGUAAAUAUAUUUUUAUAAAAUCUGAAAUUGUAUUAAAAUAUCAAGCUCGUGUUUGUUUUAUAUUGCUCUGAUGAAGUGUGAUUCUUCUGUCCUCAUGAAUGAGAUAGAAAUGUCACACAUAUUGCAGUGAGACAAAAUCUCGUGAAGUUGAUGAAACUUUUUGGAGAGCCCUGCACUCCCAAAGAGCUGAAAACAGGAUCCCCUUUCCACCUGCCAGUCUCUUCCAGCCAGAGACCAUUGGCACUCAUGACAGUCGCCACCAA